AUGCAUCCCUCCGGCACGGGGGACUACGCCCCCUGCUACCCUCCUUACCCCUCCCCGGCCGCGCCGCCUCCCGCCGCCUACCCGCCGGUGUCCACCCCGGCUUCCGCGCCUCCUCCCGCCGCCUACCCGUCGGUGUCCGCCCCGGCUUCCGCGCCCCCGUACUCGUCUUACCCCGCGGACUUCGCCCCCGCGCCGUCGUACCCCGCGUACCCGCCCGCCGACCUCUCCCACUACGCGCCGCCGGCCACCGCGCCCGCACCGGCGCCGCCGCAGCCGUACUACCCCUACGAGCCGGCGCCGCCGCUCCCGCACAACCCAGUGCCCUCGCCGUACCCGUCGCUGGAUCGGACGGGGAGCUACGGCUACGGAUCCGGCCCUGGCUCCGGGUACGGCCAGGAGCUGUACCCGCCCAAGCCGGCGGGCGCGGGCGUGGGCGUGGGCGUGGGCGGGGGCGGUUGGUCCGACGACGGGGCGUACGCGUACGACGGCGGCGACGCGCCGGAGCCGUACGGGGCCAGGGGCACCGCACCGAGGUCGGGCUCGGGAUCCGCACUGUUUGAUGACUACGGGAGGUCCAUUGGCUCAGCUGCCGAUAGAGGUGGCCGCGGGGGUAGUGCGGCCAGCCCCAAGGUGGUGAGGGCUGUGCCCAAGGCAGAGACGUCAGAGGACGUCAGGGGUGGGGUGCAGAAGUUCAGGGUCAAGCUGCUGCCGGAGGGGGCUGGGAGCCCCAUGGAUGUGCUCUGCCAGGUUGGUUUGGAUGGAAUUCGGAUGCUUGAUCCCAACACUGGUAGGACACUAAGAAUAUAUCCCCUUGAAACUGUAACUAGAUGGGAUGUAUUAGAUCCCUCUAUCUUUGCCUUUUGGUCCAAGAGUUCAGUGGAUGUUGAAGCAAAAAGAAUAAGGCUGAAAUCAAACAGCUAUACAUCCAACACCAUUCUUGACACAGUCACAGCUGCGACUGUGCAGUUCAAGGAGAUGGGUGGAAGCAGCAUGUCAAGAAGUAGAGCAAUUGCUGAUGCAGCCAAGCCUGCUGAGCAGCAAAAUGAGAGGAAGAAAAAUUUCCUUGAUUGGAGGAAUUUAAUGAAGCCUAUGAAUGAGGAAAAAGAUCACUGGGUCCCAGAUGAAGCUGUCAUCAAGUGCACAGCAUGCGCAGCAGAUUUCAGUGCUUUCAACCGCAGGCAUCACUGUCGAAACUGUGGUGAUAUUUUCUGCGAUAAGUGCACCCAGGGAAGAACUCCUCUGAAUGCAGAUGCUGAUGCUCAACCAGUUCGAGUUUGUGACAGAUGCAUGGCUGAAGUAACGCAAAGACUUAACAAUGCAAGGGAAGUGGCGAAUCCACCUAUUGUUCACAGCCAUGAGGAUCUUGCCAAAAAGCUUCAGGAAGCCAUGGAUAUAAAUAAAAGGUCAUCUUCAGGGACAAGGUCUUUGGAUGUUUCUGGCAAGCGAAUGCGGGAGGUCGCGUGCCCAAUCUGCACGGUCCAUCUUCAGGUUGAAGUUCCAACUUCUGGUUCGGAGACGAUAGAAUGCGGCGUAUGUCAGCACCCUUUCCUUGUCAGCGCCCGUUGA
This is a messenger RNA of Miscanthus lutarioriparius, 1566 nucleotides long. The record is from the annotation of a GenBank genome assembly. NCBI's taxonomy places the organism in Eukaryota, Viridiplantae, Streptophyta, Magnoliopsida, Poales, Poaceae.